UUCUGAUGAGAGUGUGAAUACUAUGAUAUUUUGUGUUGUGAUUGCAGCUGCAGGCGGCGGUGGUAGAUCCAGGUCAACACGUUUGGAGGUCGGGCUGAGUCAGGAGAACAGACUCGGGAGUGUGGACGAUCCCGAGGCCGAGAGCGUGUCUGUGAAAGAGCGCAUGGCCAUGUAUCAAGCUGCUCUAUCCAAGAAGGAAACCACUUCUGCUAUGAUGGAUGAGUCAGAGGCCUGCUCGCUGCCCGGUGGCCUUGCUAGUGUAAAGAGACAGUUCGAGAGCCAGGAGUUUGCAUCCUCCUCCUCCCAUUCCACGGUUACACACGUGCAGUACCAGCAGAGAUCGGAAAUGUCAAGCUCCUCAGAGGUAACAGUAAGAAGCAGUGCCAGGGAAGCGGUGCCCACUACAACUAUUUUUCACAAUCAACAAGAGGUCAUUCAUGAUCAAAGGGUGGCUGCUGGGUAUGGAAACCAUUACAACGAAACAGUUAUGCUCGUCGGAGGAGAGGACCUACCAAAGGUUUCCGCGCAGGCUUUGAAGCAGCACUAUGAGAAAACUAUAGAGGAAGCAGCACCAGCCAAAGAAAUUAAGGUUGAUGUGGAUUUAAACCAGUUUCAAUGGGCUCCAAUUAAACACUCUACUGAAGCAGCAGUUAUGACAAGCUGUGAGUCUUCUUCCACUGUCAAAACUUCAUCUGCAACAUUUGAAGGAGAGGACAGUUUCCCCCCACCCCCUCCUCCUAACUUUCAGCAAGUUUCUGUGGAGUCCAGUAAGCAAACCUCACAAAAUAAAGCUAUUAAAGAGCAGUAUUUUAAACAGAAGAGCAUGGCUGAAUUAAAGCGACUUUACAAGCACAUUAACCCGGAUGUCCGCAAGAACCUGGAGGUCGACUUCUUGAGCCAGCUCAGCGAGGCAGAGAGGCAGCAUUUGGAGAGUGGAGAAGUAGCAGGGGAUGUCCAGCAAGCUUGUUAUAAGUUUGAAUAUGAGGGGAACAGUGAGUGCUCUAGCCCAGACAGAGAGUCUGUAGAGUGGGACGAAAUUCUCAAGGGGGAAGUGCAGAAUAGACGCUGGUUGUUUGAAAAUCAACCACUAGAUACAAUAAAAGACGACACGCCUGAUGAAAAUGAAAGAAAUAUAACUCAACAGGAAAUUAUUUCUGGUAAGGAUGUCAGAUUAACAGCUUGGAUGUUUGAAACGCAGCCAAUAGAUUCUCUUGGGAAUGAGACAACUGAAUCAAAUGAGCUAACAGAGAAAAAUGGGGAUCUUGCAAGAGGUGAUGUACGCACUGCUACUUGGCUUUUUGAGACCCAGCCACUCGACUAUCUGAAUAAAAUCUAUCAAGAAGACGAGGUUGAGACAGAUGGUAUGAUAACUAAAGAUAUUACGGGAGGAGAUGUGAAGACAGCGAGAUAUCUAUUUGAAACACAACAUUUGGAUUCUCUUGGUAGAACUGAAACUAUAGAGGAGAGUCACUUUCUCAAUCUUAAAUCAGAGCUGGAAGAGAUUAAAGGGGACGUCAAGACCACCACUCGAAUGUUUGAAACUUUGCCUAUGUGUGUGAUCAGAGGAGAGUCUGGGGAGAUGCUGCAGAUUACUACUAUACGCCGGGAAGAGACAGAGAAGGGAGAUGUGAAGACCUCACGUUGGAUGUUUGAGACACAACCAAUAGACAUGAUCAACAAGGACCCAGCGAAGGUGAAGCUCAUCUGUGGUAUUUCUAUGGAGGACAAUAUCCAAGGGGGUGUUAACAAAGGAAGAUGGCUGUUUGAAACAAAAACACUUGAUUCAAUUAAGGAUGAGGAAUGGGAGAGUUCAAAGAAACAAAGGGAGGAAAUAAUUGGUGCUGAUGUGAGGAGGCACUGUGAGGUGUUUGAGACACAGCCUAUGGACACUCUGAAAGAUAACACCAAUGCUAGGCCACUACCAUCUGAAGAGAUUGUUGGAGGAGAUGUUCAAUCAGCAAAAUAUCUGUUUGAAACUGUCCCCAUGGAAAAUCUCAAGGAACUGCGGGAAGUGGGGAAACUGAAGAAAAUGGUAGCCUCUGAGGAAGAGAAAGGUGACGUGAGACAUCAAAGAUGGGUGUUUGAAAGUCAGCCUCUAGAGAAUAUACGAGAGGACAAGAAGGAGAUCACACGGACCGUGAAUAUUGAGGCUCUCGACAAAGGAGAUGUGAGCAACUUUAAAGAAAGGUUUGAAACUAUGGAUUUAAGUAAAUGUGAAGGUGCACAAAGAAUCCAAGUCGAAGGCGUCACAAGUGGAUCAGUCAAAUCCAACAAAGUGCUCUUUGAAUCAACUCCUAUGUAUGCGAUGCAGGACAGCGCUGGCCAUUAUCAUGAGGUGAAAACUGUGAGGCGUGAGGAGAUUGUGAAAGGAGAUGUGCGGAGCUGCAGAUGGAUGUUUGAAACACGGCCUAUUGACGAAUUUGAUGAAAGUAUUAAUAAAUUUCAGAUUAUAAAAGGCAUUUCAAAAGAGGAAAUUCAGUCAGGGGAUGUGAAAACCGCCAAGUGGUUAUUUGAGACGCAGGCACUGGAUACUCUGAAAUUUGAAGAUGAAGAGCACAAAACUAAAGAAGAAAUUCAUAUUGAGAGGGGGGAUGUGAAAACCUGUAGAUGGCUUUUUGAGACUCAGCCAAUGGAUGUGUUAUAUGAAAAAGUGGAAAAGAGUGAGACAGACGUGGAAGUACAAAAGGGCGAUGUCAAAACGUGCACUUGGCUGUUUGAAACCCAGACACUUGAUAAUAUCCGUGAUCAUACAGAAUCAGAAGAGACCAUAUUAACCACCUGCACUGUGAAGCAAGACGAUAUACAAGGAAAGGAUGUCCGCCUCGCUCGCUUCCUCUUUGAAACAGAAAAUCUUGAUAAUCUCUCUGGCUCCGACUCUUUUCGCAGAAUCACAAAAAUUGACAUCCAGUCCGGCGAUGUUUCAAGAAUGAAGUAUAUCUUUGAAAAUCAGUCUUCUGACAUUAUGAGCUCAACAUCGGAGGAAACAAUGCAAAAGUUGAAAACAAUGCAAGCAGAGGACAUACAGCGUGGCAAUGUGGUUAACUGCACGUGGAAGUUUGAGACGCAGCCAAUUGAUGCUAUUCGUGAGGACGUGGAUGAGACAAGAGAAACACGCACUGUCACAGAUGUGCAGGGGGGCGAUGUCGACAAAGGCCGGUUUAUUUUUGAAACAUAUUCACUGGAUCAGAUAAAAGAGGAGUCAACAGAAACUGAAAUAUCUAAACUUACGAGUAUUUUGAGAAAUGAGAGAGAGAAGGGAGAUGUGAAGAAUUAUACAAUGAUGUUUGAAACUCAACCACUUUAUGCUAUUUGUGAUAAAGAAGGCCACUAUCAUGAAGUAACAACAGUCACGAAGGAGGAAAUUAUGAGAGGAGAUGUGGUGGGGGCCCGGUGGCUUUUUGAGACAAAGCCACUCGACUCAAUUAGGAAUUCAGAAGAGGUCUAUGUUAUAAAAGCAGUGACCGAAGAAGGCAUCAACAAAGGAGACGUUAGCUCUGCCAGAUGGAGGUUUGAAACUCAGCCACUUGAUGAAAUUACAGAAGACAUAAAAGAAAGGUCAAAAACAGUUGCAGACAUCCAAGGUGGUGACGUUAAGACAAACAAACAACGUUUUGAAACAGACGACAUAUCUCAAAAGUACAUCAGAACUGUAAGUGUAAGCGAGAUUCAGAAAGGGGAUGUCAGGUCAGCAACAUGGAUGUUUGAAACCCGCACAAUUGAUGAGAUCCGCGGAGAUGGAAAUGAAUAUGACGACAUGGAGCGGGUGACAAAGGAGGAAGUGAUGAAAGGGGAUGUCAAACAGUCCGUGUGGCUCUUUGAAAAACAGCCCCUCGACAAAAUCAAAGAGAAUGACGGAGCUGGGCCCGCUGUUACCAAGGAGGAGAUUCCACAGGCCGACGUGAAGACAACAACAUGGCUAUUCGAAUCCACACCUUUCCAUGACUUCAAUGAAAGCUGUGUGGAAAAGAAAGAAAUCGUGGGGAAAAGUGUCAAAGAAACACUUGAAGAGCUAUAUAGUCAGAAAAUGGUGGAAUCACAAGGCAUUCUGAUUGAGGCUGAUGAGAUUGGUGAUGUGCGUAUGGCCAAGUACAAACUGCUGAACCAGGAUGCUCCGGAAAUUCAAAAGGAAGAGGUUAUUCACGGGGACCUGAACAAUAUUAUGAUGAACCUCCUGAACCGCAGGGAGACCACUGAGAGGGCUAUAACUAUUGACAAGGAGGAACGGGGGGACAUCAACACCACAGUCAGACAGUUAUUCAACCAGGAAAAAGGAAUCAAUGUAGAGAAGGAGGAAAUUAUCCGCGGUGACAUUCAAGAGGCUAUAAACAAUCUGCUCAAAAGUGAAGGCUCGUCCAAGCGUGGCAUUCUGAUUCAAGGGGAUGAGAAAGGAGACGUAAAGAUGACUAUCUAUUCUCUGUUAAACAGGGAAAGUGCGAGCACUGAGAAAGAGGACAUUAUUCAAGGUAAUGUUAGCAAAACACUGCACCGUUUGCUUUCAAACUCGGGAGCGGAGGACUCGAAGAAGAUAAAAGUUUUAGAUACGGAGAGAGGAAAUGUUAGUUUUUACUCCACGUGCAUUGAAUCAGGAGCGCUGGAUUACUUGAAACAAUUACAGUGUGACCCAGAUGAGAGUGGAGAAAAUGUGGAAAAAGAGCGUAUCAUUGGCGGCGACAUUGAAGAGACAAAAAUAUUGCUGCGAAGAAAUCAGCAACAAAUUGGCCGUACAGUAGCGGAGCAUGAUAUAGUUCCUGGGGAUGUACACAGCACUGUAAAAGUCUUUAUGACCGAGCCCACUGUCAGCUAUAAAAACCUGGAAAAAAGGGACAUUGUUAAAGGCGACCUGAAUGCAGCCUUGGAUUCUCUAACCCAAGCCAUCAAUCAGAAAGUAGUUAUUGAGAAGGAGGAGGUAGUGAAAGGAGACCUUCCCACCACGCUGAGAUCUUUAGAAGAAGCCCAGCAUCAAGCCAAAGAAAUGGAAAAGCCUGAAAUUGUCAGGGGAGAUAUCAAAAGUGCUCUGGAGUCACUGGAGAAAUCUGCUGCCGUUAAAACAGAAGCAACAGUUGAUGACUUGGUGGCAGGGGACAUUAAAGGAACUCUGCGAUCCCUGGAGGAGGCGACUCAAGUUGUAAGGGAAGUGGAAAAAGCAGAGAUUGUUAAAGGAGACAUCCACACUGCCAUGCAAAGUCUGCAUGAGGCCACGAGCGAAAAGAAAAUUUACCAGCACCAAGUGAGUGAACAAGGGGAUGUUAGGGGGACAAUACAACUGCUGCUAGAGCCAUCGACCAGCCCGAGAAUGCAGCGCAGAGGGAGCAUUGAAGGGGAUGUGAAAACCUCUAUAAAGUCACUCUAUGAGGGACAAGAAGCAGCACAGAUUGAAAAGGAGGAGGUCGUGAAAGGAGACGUUCAAGGGGCAAUCAAGUCUCUCAUGGAAAGGAAACAAUACACCAAAGUAAAACGAAUGUACCCAAAGAAAACAAAAGUGAGCGUAAAAAAUCCAUCAAGUGCAAAGCAGCCAGAGCAUGAAGCUAAGAGUGAGAGUGAAGCAGCAGUCAAUGUGGCCCCCGCUGUGAAAAACCUCUCACAGAGCACUGAGUCACAGAAGCACGUACACAAGCACAAGGAAAGCAAAUUGGUGAAAACAGAGGUAAUAACCCAAGAGGAGCACUCCGCAGCUGCAGCCAAAACAGACAGCAUUCAUGAGACCUCUCAGAAGACCAACAUAAAAGAACAAAAACAGAAAACAAUGCCCCCGCAGAAAUCACAGGCCCCUAAGCCCAUUAUGAUAAAGAAUAAACAAAUGGCUAAUAAAGAUCAAACAGAGAUUAAAGCCACAGAUGUGAAUUUGAUGAAAGAAGAGCAGAAUGUAUCACAAACAACCAUUUCUACAAAGACAAUCACACAGGUGAAAACUUCAGUCACAGAGAAGACGGUCUCGCAGAAGCAAAAUGUGACCGAGCAAAUGUCAGCAACAUCGCAAAAGCAAAUAGAGGAGAAGGCUCUGGCACAGAAGCAUGAAAAGAAAAUCAAAAACACAAAAAGUGAUAACCCUAAUCCUAACCCUAAUCCCAACGUGAAAGGGAAAAUUCUAAUCAAAAAGCCCAAGCCUGAGAUCCACUUCCCUCCGCCGCCUGUGUCUCCUCCCCCUCCUUCAGAGUCAGAGCUGUCCCUGCCUCCUCCACCCUCACCUGUAUUGGAGAGCCCAGUGUCGCCCACAUCUAUGCCUGGUAUGAUGAGGCGGGACAGUGACCUACCUCCACCCCCUCCGCCUCCUCCUCCAGUCGAAUGCACUAAGUCCGAACCUGAAUUCUUUCCUCCUCCGCCCCCUCCGCCACCUGUGUCUGCUGUCUCCGAACCUGACUUUCUUCCUCCUCCUCCCUCACAGCAGGAAUUAAAUGCAAUGCCCAAGCCUUCUAUAGCCAAGUUCGGAAAACCCACUGGCAAGCCCUUAUUUAAAGUUCCCAAACCGGCAGAACCACCAAAACCCGUACAAAUUAAACCAACAUGGAAGAAGAAACAGGAAAUCCCUCCUCCUCCCCCUCCUCCACCACAGCUGCCUCCAGAUCAAGAAAUAUCAGUGGAGUGUAAAGAAGAAGCUAAAGUUCAAGAGGUAAAGAAGAUUGAAACAAAACAGCAGAUUGAAGCAAGAAAAGAGUUGCAAUCUGAAUCAACAGUUGUGUCAACAACCAAAAUUCCAGCAUGCAUCCCAAAGCAAAUGCCAAGAGAAAGCCCACAGCCGCCUAAAAAAGUCUUUCCUCCUCCAUUUAAAUUGCCUCCAGCUCCUGAGCCCUCCCCAGAACCACCCAAGCCGAGACCCUACGCUCGCAAAUUCAAAACUCCUCUCAUGCUAGCAGAGGAGCGUUACCGCCAGCAGAGAAUGGAAAAAGAGGAGUUAGAUAAAAGUAGAGUUACAACUCCCACUUCACCACCAUUUAAUACACAAACAUUUUCUUCAGUAGCAAGCGCUGAGCAAACUAUGGUACAGAACACAGGGAAGGAGUCUGUAUCAGAAGUAAUAACAAAGACAGAAGAAACCAAGGUCACUUCUAAAGAGGAUGCAACUACACAAGAGAAAAGUGUUAAGAAAAGUCCUUCAAGUAUUCCUCUGAGUAAACCCUCUAUUUCAGUCGUAAAUAAGAAACUUGCAUCUCCAAAUCUAUCUUUAGAUAAGAAAAUCUUGUCUGAUAAAAUACAAGUUUCAUCUGAUGUCAUGAUUAAAAAGAGCCCUACCCCUCCCUCACCCAAAACUCCAGCAAUUUCAGCCUCACAGUCCCAUAGUGAAUGCCCCCAUACAGAAGUCCAGUCAUGUACUAAUGUGGUCACUUCUUCGGUCACGCAGCAGCAGCACUUUAUUAAGAAAUCCAGCACCAAGUCUAUCUCUGCCACACAGAGCGCUGUCCAGGAAAAUGUAAAUCUUCAAAGCCAGGCUGCGGUCACAUUGAAAGCCGAAGAUGUAAAGAAUAUUAAUGUGCCUCUGACACAAGAGGUAAAAAUGACUCCCUCACAACCCACUAAAAUCCCAAAGGUAACUCCAAGUUUCAAGGUGAAAACAUUUAAGAUGCCUGUGGAGAAAAAAGAGGAGAAAAAAGAGGAGAAAUCUGGCAGCGUGGCACAAAAGGAGUCAAUGAAAAGUGAAAUACAGCAAGAAAAAAGUCGCAUCAUACAGAAAAGUGAGACAAAGGUGAUUCAGGAAAGCAACCAGCAGAGCUCAGCAAAAAAUGAAAUGAGUAAAACUGAAGUCAAACUACAGGAGAAAAGUGAUCAGGUGAUCCAGCCUUCAAAUAAAGUAGAGGUGGAGGUUCAAGUGAAAAAGGGGAAAGAGAUCCAUAAGAAUGAGAACGAGGUUAGGCUGUCGCCAUCGGUUACAGUUUUAAUGCCCAAGGUGGCUAAGAUAACAGCAAGUCAUCAAGGCCAGAGCCACCCAGCUGCUGUCUCCCACAGUCAGCAGAGCGUGAAGGCCGAGCACGUUCAGAGACACGAGGAGGUGGUGGUGACAGAGAGAGUAGUGCAGAGGCAAGAGGCUGUUCAAACGCAAAAACAACAAAUAAAGCAGCAAGGAGUGGAGGCAAAUAAAAUGCAGAUCAAAGCAGCUAAGCUUAGAGGGGAGAGCAGGGAUAUUGUGAUGAAAGGGGCAGAGAAAACGACUCAGAAAGUUGAAGCACAGCCAGUUGAAAUGACAGAUUCAGAGAAAUGUAAUGCCAUGCAGAAGCUCCUAGUUCAAAUAAAAGAACUUGAGGCUGCGCCGAGUAAAAUCAACUCCCACAGUGUCACGCUCAUUAUAAACCAACUGCCCGACUGGAUGGUGAGCUCAGAUGAGAAAAGGAAUUUAGGAGAAAUUGCCAAACAACAAAACAAAAAGAAGCUAAGGGAGAUGGUGGUUUACAUAAAGACUAUAGUUAAUGCUAAGCUCACGUUUUUUGAGGAAAGCAUAACAGUUGAGAUACAAAAACAAGAAAAAGAGGCCUCACCUGCACCUCCUCCACCCCCUCCAGUGCCUCCCAAACCAGAGAAAAGUUUCAGUGGAGCUAAGAUUUCAAAAAUCAGCAUUGGCUCAGCAAAAAGUGAAAAAAAAGUAAGUCAAGAGAAAAAAGUUGUACAGGAAACAAAAGUUCAUCAAGAGGUCAGUGAGGUGGCUAAGGCUGAACAUAGAGUGUCCUCUCCUCUAGCCAGCAUCCGCACUCCGUCUCCAACUUUCAUUAGUAUUGAAUCGAGAAGAACAGACUCUCCCCUCCGGGUGACCCCAUCUCCUCCUCCGUACAAAUCUGUUGGGACACCCCCACCCCCACCACGUAAGACCUACACACCCACAUUAGCCAGAGCUUCUCCUUCUCCCACCCUGAGCCGCUCUGAGAAACUGAUGAAACUUAGAGACACCACCUCUAAGCUGUCCCGUGGAAUCACACCUCCGCCUCCAAUGCCUGUACCAGAGUGUUUUGUGGUUGAAAGAGAGCGCACCUCCUCAUUUAGUGACAGGGACACCCCCACAAGGAGCGAGCACGGACUAGUGGACACGACUGAAAUGGUGGACUCCAUGAUGACUGUGAGAGACAAGAAAAGUUUUUUCGAGGAAGCGCAGAAGGCAGAAGUAAGUAGGAUGUAUGUUAGAAAGGAUCCAAUUGAUAUCCCUGAACGCCUUGGGCCUGAUACAGAAGAGAGUAGUGUAUCUGUGCCUAUUGAGAUUUUUAAGGAGGAUCUCCCCAGAGUCGACUUGUCUAAACUUGUGAAUCGAUUUGAAUCUCCAAAACUAAAAAGGUACCACAGAAAAGAGCCCAUUGUGAUUGCAGAAAGACUUGGGAGUGAUCCAGAUGAAGUAGAAACCGAAGUGCACACACCUAAAACUGAGGAAAUACCCACUUUCAAUGUUAAAGCGAUAAAAGAUGUGUUUGAAACUGGAGAGCACAGUUCACAGGCAGCCAGAGAACUCCGGGAGCAGAUUGAGAGGCGCGAAACAGAGCCAGUGGGCCACUCCGCUGCCACAUCUGUCACUGAGCAAUUCUGCAGCAUUGACGACUUUGGAAAUGUGACGAGGGAGACAAGGGGUGCCACAGAGAUGCACUGCGAGAGCUCGGUCACCCGCGGCAACCCUCCGUCCUACGCUGACGUGGUGAGAGGCAAAGUGGCAGAAAUGGCGUUGCCCCAGGACGCCUCCACUGAAGAGCUGCUGAGGAACUUCCAGCAGUCAUGGGCCCAGAGCCAGGGAGUGUUCCAGAAUCUAGACUUCAGCGUCACCGAGCAGAGGAGUUCCCAGAUAGUGACGCAUCAUCAGCAGGAGACUGUAGUGACGGAGUCCGAACUGUGCAGGGCAUGUCGGAAGAGAGUGUACCCCAUGGAAUCGCUGAUCGCAGACAAACAAAACUUUCAUAAGAGUUGCUUUCGCUGUGAACAUUGCAAGGGAACUCUAAGCCUUGGCAACUAUGCCUCUCUCCAUGGACGAAUGUACUGCAAGCCACACUACAAGCAACUGUUCAAGUCCAAGGGAAAUUAUGAUGAAGGAUUUGGACAAAAGCCACAUAAAGAAUUGUGGAAUAACAAGAACCAGCAAAAUUCAGCAGAGAUGUCCAAAGUUAAAUCUCCAUCAACGCAAAGGAAACAUGUGGAUUCAAAAUACUCAAGUCAUGCCACCACUAGUGUAGUCAGCCAAGAGAAUGGUGUGAAAGCAGGGGAUGAAAACAGAAAACCAGCCUCUAAGAUUUCUGUGGUUUGGCCUCCUCAGACAGAUGAGCCUAAGAAAGGAUUCUCAGUGGAGGACGAGUUAAAACUGGUUAAGCCUUCAUGGCCCCCUAAAGAGGAAAAUGCUCUCCCAAAUCAACCUGCUCAACCUUCAUCAAGACAGACACGGGCACAAAAUGACAGCAGCACUGUAGCAGAGAAAGGGAAGGCUGAAGAUGCUCCGGCGGCCCUUCAGAAUGUAGCAUCGGAACAAGUGAGUAAUUCUACCACUCAGCAAACUUUAGAGUCAAACAGUCACAGCCAGACUGGGGCACAAGUGGGCUCCCAAAUGGACUCUGAAGUGGCGCCUGGAGAAGAGGAGAAAGAACAAAGUAAAGUGAAUGAGACUGGAGAUGGGGUUGACAAGACACAGGUGAAAAGUGCAGAGGAAGUACGAGUGAAUGGACACGGAGGAGAGGAGUCCGAAAAGGAAAAGAUGCAGGAAGUGACGCAGGAAGUGACAAAUGAUAGUGAGGCUGUCAGAGUCACAGUAAUAGAUCAGGAUCAAGCUAAUGUUAAUGCUAAUAACAAUAAUAACAAUUUGACAAUGUCAGAAUUUGAAGACCUGUUUGACGACUUCCCUACAAGUGACAAUAAUGAAACGCAGUCGCUCUACAUGACAAACAGUGAUUUUGAUUUUUUCCAAACCAUUGACUAUGAUGAUUCAAAAUGGAUGCCAACUGAAGUGCUGCAAUUGGCACAGAGGGAUGACGCCUUUGUGCCAGCUAGUGCCAAACACUCUGACGCCACAGACUGCUUUUCGCACUCUAAUUUCUUUGGAGAGACAGACAAGGGAGAGUUAUUUUUCCAAAACGAGGCCACGGAGCCAAAGAUUAGCUCGCCCAGCUUCCUUGAGGACAUUUUCGCCGGCCUAAGUACAAGCAGCUCUGGCACGCUAUCUGAUGCAAAGCCUGACAUCAGUCAAUCCGCUGCUGAGAAGCCUAGUGUUUCAGCACUGGACGACCUUCUGGACUUGGGGAUGGAUCUGAGAGGGAGCACAGACAAAGAGCAGGCUGUCAGGGGCAGAGAUGACAGUUCAGUCACCAACGAUGACCCCUUCUCUCUGUGGGCUGAUGACAAUAGCCUGACAGUGGAGGAGCAGAUCAAGAGGAACAGAUACUAUGACGACGAGGACGAAAACUCAUGAAUUCUACCCACUUACACCUUAAAGGGCCCAUAUUACACUAUUUUCUGAUCUAUGUUUUAGUGUUGUUUCUUUAUCACAAACAUACAUGGAGUUUUGUUUUGUUUCUUUCAGACAUGUUUAUCUCACAAAACCUGUAUAUUUAGGUCAAGUUUUUCUCUCAAUUAGAAAACAACCUGUUCCACUUGGUGAUGUCAUGUGGUAAUACAGGUAGUGCUUCACUGUGUUUUUAAAUCCACUCCCCUUUUCUACAAUAAUCUGGAUGAUUUAAGGCCUGGAAUUGCCAAUCUUUACUGACAAAAGGGUUAAAGGUAGCUGUUAACUUGAAAACCUACCACUACAUGAUGUCACAAAGGGGCCACAGAGUAUUUUGAGCUGUAGAGAUGUAGACAGACUAAUAAUGCAGGAUUACUCAAACAUGUUUGAAUAUAACAAACACAUGUUUUUGAUGAUGUAACAACAUUAUCACUAAUCCAUUGACCACAUAACUACAUACAUGUCCAUGGAGAGAUUACAUGCUCUGAUUUUAACAAGAUGUAGUUUUUGUACUGUUUUCAUUUGAUAUAUUUGCCCCUUUAUUCUAUGUUUAGCUGUUUGAUGUUAACUGAAUGCACCUGGUGUGCAGAGAAUAACUACAUUGGAUGUACCUUUUAUGUGCCUGGCUACAUUUCUAUAUCGCUGCCUUUACAAAGCUUUCUAAUCAGGGUAUUUUUCCAUAAGGAAUACAUAGAAUCCACAUUAAUUGCAGACUGUGUUUUCUGGCUUUGAACAAAUAGCUAUCGGCUUUUCUUUGACUCUCAAUAAAGGUUUUUCAUUUA
Messenger RNA from Boleophthalmus pectinirostris (great blue-spotted mudskipper), 12168 nucleotides. RefSeq names its product xin actin binding repeat containing 2a (gene xirp2a). Bases 23 to 11353 code for a protein of 3776 amino acids. The transcript is spliced from 8 exons. The record is from RefSeq and is a predicted model, not a curated record. Gene Ontology annotation, molecular function: actin filament binding. Lineage: Eukaryota; Metazoa; Chordata; Actinopteri; Gobiiformes; Gobiidae. Gene Ontology annotation, biological process: actin cytoskeleton organization; actin filament organization. Gene Ontology annotation, cellular component: focal adhesion; stress fiber.